AUGCUCCCGGACCGAUACGUUGCAUCGCUACGAUCAACGACGAAAGCGACAGCUUCAUCGGCGGCUUCGCUGGGCUAUAAUCAGACCGUGACGCCCAAUAUCAUGCUGGUCGAGGGAAGCUUCAUCGUCGGAGCCAGCGACGAUAUCCGGCACGUUGAUCUAUACACGCGGCAGGUAGCAGAACAUGCGCGCCGGGUCCGUAUUCCGGAGCGCGUCCGGCGUGGUGAGCAACCGAGAGACGUUCGAUGGCUGGACUAUUGGCAGCAGCGUCGAACCGCGCCUUUGCUCGAUAAGGUCUCGGCCCGGCUCGAGUAUCGCCAUGGCGAUCUGGGAAGCAACGGUCAGGAAGUUCGACCGGCACCGUGUUCUCGCUGGCGUGGGAUACCAUUUCUAACGAACUCCAUCGUUGCAACCAAGGGGAUACGCCUCUCCGGGCGGUCAUCGAGACGCAUCUUCUGGACAACCUCAGCAGCCCGUCAGCUCGAGGACAGAAUGAACACCGCCAGACCGCUGGAUGCGUCGGCCUUUCUCCCCAGUGGUGUUUCGAGAUGGAGAGGUCGUGCGAGAUGGGCGGCGCUUCGUGCUCAUCUACCCCGUCGCCGACCGGAGACGAACCGUUUGAGGAUCGCACUGCGCGGACCUGUGGUUGAAAAGCCAAUCGUGAAAACGAUGGCGAAGCUCGCGCCGACCUUGAGAAGGUGUUCCCGCACCGAACAUGCCUUUAUGCACCCCAGACGGCGGCUGCCGAGACGCAACAAGAAGCCUCCAGUUUCUGGCUGCCCGACUACUCGUAUCGAACCGCCGGCAGCCUGGGUCAGCCCGCUCUGA
This is a messenger RNA of Acanthosepion pharaonis, 828 nucleotides long. NCBI's taxonomy places the organism in Eukaryota, Metazoa, Mollusca, Cephalopoda, Sepiida, Sepiidae. The record is from the annotation of a GenBank genome assembly.